Molecule: messenger RNA, 1950 nt
Organism: Pelodiscus sinensis (Chinese soft-shelled turtle)
Lineage: Eukaryota; Metazoa; Chordata; Testudines; Trionychidae
Gene: CACNG1
Product: calcium voltage-gated channel auxiliary subunit gamma 1
Biological process (GO): regulation of calcium ion transmembrane transport via high voltage-gated calcium channel; calcium ion transmembrane transport
Cellular component (GO): L-type voltage-gated calcium channel complex; membrane
Molecular function (GO): calcium channel regulator activity; voltage-gated calcium channel activity
Source: RefSeq, a predicted model, not a curated record
AGCCAGCCCACAACCUGCUCUACUUUUGCAACACACGGAUGACAUUUGGAAUCUAUUUGGAAAUGCUUAGACACGCCAAGACUUUGGAAGACCACUUGAAUAACUUGCAGCUCUCCUUCAAGUAGACAAACAAAACUCGGCAGGGCAGUAAUCACCGAAAGAGUCUGCCCUAUGCGCUCCGGUGCAGCCUAGCCAUGGACGAAGGCAAAGCACUGAAAAUUCGGGUGACUUUCUCUGUUAUUUUGGUUGGCGUCUCUUUAAUGUUUGCAGCUGUGGUGACUGAUCACUGGGCAGUGCUAAGCCAUAAAGUGGAGCAUUACAAUUCCACCUGUGAGGCUGCUCACUUCGGGCUAUGGCGGCUCUGCACAAAGCAGUUUUACAUCCAAGAACAAGUUACCAAGGAGAGGAGCUGUGGGAAGAUAACUCUGACAGGAGAUCGUAACUGCUCGUACUUCAAACACUUCUCUCCAGGACAGAGCACAGAGAUAUUUGAAAGAACCACCCAAAAAGAGUACAGCAUUUCAGCAGCUGCCAUUGCCAUCUUCAGUGUUGGCUUUGCAAUCAUUGGAACCAUCUGCAUCCUCUUAUCCUUUAGGAAAAAGAUGGAUUAUCUCCUGAAGCCGGCCUCGAUGUUCUACACCUUUGCAGGCCUCUGCAUGAUCAUCUCUGUGGAAGUCAUGAGGCAGUCUGUGAAAAGAAUGAUCGACAGCAAGGAGACUAUCUGGAUUGAAUAUUAUUAUUCCUGGUCUUUUGCCUGCGCCUGCGCCUCUUUUGUCCUGCUCUUCAUCUGUGGGAUCGCCCUCCUACUAAUCUCCUUGCCUCGCUUCCCACAGAAUCCGUGGGAGAGUUGUAUGGAUGCAGAACCAGAGCACUAAAUGCCUUCAUCGAGGCGCACUUACUGAUGCAAUCGCGGAAAGUGCGAUAAAAGAAUCGAAACCUUUUCUGUAACAUAUCAGGAUGGUGGGAUAUGAAGACAAAAAGUGUCCUUAGUUAAAACUGGGUUAUUGAACCAAAGGGAAGUUCUGUACUAAUUAUUGGUGGGUAGUUUUUUUUAAAGUGUGAGGACCAGCAGUUUGGGUGACUCAACGUGAACCCUCAGUCCACUGAAUGCUGGGAGAGGUCAUUUGUGAUUUGGGAACACAUUCUGCAAGGGCAGUUGAGAGGAAGCAAGAGAACACUACAGGUUGAACCUCUCUAGUCUGGCACCCUUGGGACCUGUCAGGCUCUGAACUAGAGAAUUUUCUGGACCACGGAAGGUCGUUACUGCCUAGCAGCAUUACCUACAUUUCCACUGUUUACUGGGCUGAGAGGGGACAUUUAGGGGUAAAUUAGAGCUAAGUAGCAGCACAGAGCACUGACAGCCAAGUCUGGUGGCUGUAAACAAACCUUAUGGGACUGCGGGAAACAUGGCCACACCCAUGGAAAAUGGACAUCUAGAUAACUAAAAUCAUGCCAGACCAUGGAUGUUUCUGGACCAGAGAGUGCUGGACUACAGAGGUUCAACCUAUAGAUAGUAUAAUGAAAAGGUGCAUGUUCUAGUGGUUAGAGCACCAGACUGGAAUUGGGAGAACUAGGUUGAAUGACUGGCUUGGCCACAGACUCACUAUGGAACUUUUGGCUUCUUUGUGAGUCAGUUUCCCCAUCAGUACACUGAGAAUUUUGCUUCUCUAUCUCACUGCCAGGAUGUGGGGUUGCUAUCUGUACAUAAUUUGGAGCUCCUUCCAUAGGAAGUGCUGCAAGAGGUUUAGGGACAAAAGUCGACAUUACAAAUGUUGCCCUUCCCCGGCCCCACAAAGCUCUACAAAUUAUUUUGUUCUGCUGAUCCAAGCACUUAAAAGUCCUAUGACUCCUGGUUGUAUUGGAAUGCGAAUGGCAAAGCCACGCAAGUACCGACCUGUAGGGACAACGCUUUCUUUUAAUAAAGAGAUGGAAUCCUCCAAUGAGGUUCGA